CUACGCAGGCGCAAAUUGACCUUUCGGUUGAAGAACCCGUCGGUCACAUGUGAGUGUCGAUAAAUAUCUUAGUUUUAUCGUGAAUCCUUUAUAAAUAGUUGUAAUUAUUGUUUUCAUCACUCCUGACCGUAUCUAAAACUCGGCACACAACACAAUGGCUGACAUCGAGGAUACACACUUUGAGACUGGGGACUCUGGUGCCUCCGCCACCUUCCCCAUGCAAUGCUCGGCCCUGCGCAAGAACGGUUUCGUCAUGCUCAAGGGUCGCCCCUGCAAAAUCGUCGAAAUGUCUACUUCUAAAACUGGAAAGCACGGCCACGCUAAAGUUCACUUGGUUGGAAUCGACAUUUUUAACGGCAAGAAAUACGAAGAUAUUUGCCCCUCCACCCACAACAUGGACGUGCCCCACGUGAAGCGUGAGGACUACCAGCUCACCGACAUCUCUGACGACGGCUACCUAACCCUUAUGGCUGACAACGGCGAUCUCCGUGAGGACCUUAAGAUCCCAGACGGUGACCUCGGCACCCAGUUGCGUUCUGACUUCGAUAGCGGCAAAGAGCUGUUGUGCACUGUGCUGAAGUCUUGCGGUGAGGAGUGUGUAAUCGCAGUCAAGGCAAACACAGCUCUCGACAAAUAAACCAACUCAGCAUUUAUAGGGAUAUACAUACAUAUAAUUUUUUUACAAUCAACAGCUCUUACAUAAAUGUAAAACAUAAUACUAUGUAUAAUUUAACAUAAAAUAUUAUGGUGUGACGCGGUGCUGGCUUGUCGCCGUCCACUCCACCCCCGGGGGCACCUCGUGACGAUGACAUUGGUCUGUGAGCUGUGCUCACCGUACCGAUGAUGCGGUCCCAAUGUUGUGAUGGUAACAUUCUAGAGAUGUGUGUCAAUUUGUUGUGUGGGUUCUCUAGUCGUUGUAGUGGAAACUUGGCCGCGCUGCAUGCGUGUCACAGUUCUGUGGGCCUGUGUGUCGACGGCGUGGUUUUCAUUGCAUCGAAUUGUUGCCGAACAAUAUCGCACGUACGCACGAGUUUUGCUCAUGGAUACAAUAUGUAAUGAAAUAUUCGGUGCGUGGGACAGCAAGCAUUAAUUUAUUUAUACUUAAGUGUAAUGUGCCCUCGAGUGGAGUGCGACGCUGGCAGGCGGCCGCGUGCGACCGGCCGGAACUUCACGUUUGUUUUUGUUUUGUUUGUUCUCUUUUCGCUUACAACGUCUACUAAACGUUAAAGUUACGUUGCGCUCCGCGUGCUGCCGAAGGUUUGUUGAUCGACAUCGGUGUCAUGAAAUUUCCCGUGGUGGAUAUUAAUUUUUAUUGGAAUAUAACCCGAAAAAGAGAUGGACGCAAACUUGAAGUUAUUACCAUAUUUUAAUGCUAAAUUAAUGAAUACAUAAAAAAUCGAGAAAAUGCGCAAAAAAAUAGAAAUAAAGAAAAUUCUUGAAUGUGGUGUGUGAUUGAUUAGUCCUCUACUGGCACUUUCGUGCCGUGACGCCGCGUACGUGGCGCCCCUUCAUGUGUAACACUUGCCAUCUGUUCAAAUAACAUCCCACAGGCGCCUGUGGUGUGCAUUCCAUGGCGUGCAGUGUUCUGCUCCUCUCGUUUAACCGUGACGUGCUAAAUCAUUGAAGACUGACUUGAGAAUGUCUCCUGAUUACGACUGUCUUCAGGCAAGACUGACGAUGCAUUUGUGUAGAAGAAAUAGUUGUUUUUUUUUAAAUGUAAAUUUGUGCUCACUCGGCCUUUCCUUGCUCUCUUUGUUUGCUCCUUUGAACACAUGAGAUGUUACACAUUAUCGAGUGGCUUACGAUUGCCUAAAUUCCAUGUUUUAAAUGUAGUGUUUUGCGACGGCCACUCUCUAGCAAGUGUUGCCUUCAAGGGCUAGAUAGGGUACCAUUCAUUUGUAUGUUAGUGGACUUAUCAAUAUUCUUUUAACAUCAGAUUGUCAAAGACGAUAUGAUAUACGAAAAUUAAUGUAAGAAUGUAAGGUAAGGCCCUAUAGGAGAGAUAUUUUUUUAUGCAUUCAAAAUUCGUACAUCGCAGGUUGUACACUACUUUAGGCUGUUUCUAGGCAACAGUUAUGUUCUCUGUACAUUUUUUUCGAAAUUGCAUAAUCGUUAUUGUUGGUAAAGUUUUUAUACUAAGCAGCUUGUAAUCAGGUUUUUAUUUUAUAAAAAACCUAAAGUAUAUAAAUGUAAAGACAUCGGGAGGUG
Spodoptera exigua (beet armyworm) is the source of this 2208-nucleotide messenger RNA. Lineage: Eukaryota; Metazoa; Arthropoda; Insecta; Lepidoptera; Noctuidae. The record is from the annotation of a GenBank genome assembly.